Messenger RNA from Candidozyma haemuli, 3129 nucleotides. Its product is annotated as DNA-dependent ATPase. Gene Ontology annotation, cellular component: nucleus. NCBI's taxonomy places the organism in Eukaryota, Fungi, Ascomycota, Pichiomycetes, Serinales, Metschnikowiaceae. The transcript has a single exon. The record is from RefSeq and is a predicted model, not a curated record. The coding region runs from base 1 to 3129 and encodes 1042 amino acids. Gene Ontology annotation, molecular function: chromatin binding; ATP-dependent chromatin remodeler activity; ATP binding.
AUGACGUUUGCCGACCAAACACCUCACAAACAGGCAAAUGACGCUCUCCAGGUGCCGUCGCUGCUGCCGAUAAACGUGAAGCUGUCGCCAGAAAAGCAGGACAGGCCUGCGAUGCCUUCCCAUACUCAUACCCACAAUGGUGGUUCAAGAACACAGGACCCCCAGACGUUGGAGAUGAAAAACCGGUUUUAUUCACAUAAGUUCUGGCCUAUUCUUUCGAAGCGGUUUUACUACUUGCCGGAGAUCGAGAUUUUCAAGGGCAUGGUUCGUGGAAAGGGUAACCUACGAGACAUCUCGCUGUGGUUGGCUGCCAAUAUAGAUUUGGAGGCUAAGCUUGCGGAAUAUGAUAGAGAGUUGGAGAGGAAGAGACAGGAGGAGGAAAGGAAGAAGGAAGAGGAGAAGACUAGAGCUUUGGCUUCGUCUUUUGCUCCUGUUUCGCAGCCACUGUCUUCGGUGCCACAACCAGGUAAGCUGUACGAUGACGAGGAUGCUUCGCCUGUGAAGAGAGGCACCGCCAGACAAAAGAGACCGCUGCUUUCGGAGCUCAAGCCGGAUAUUUCAAGCACGAAGAUCGAGCUCCAGAAGCCUAAGGUUUCGAUUUUAGAGAAGUAUAGACAGAACCAGGGCAACAACCAGCCAAAGAUUGAUUAUUUGUUUCAGAAAUCGUUGGGUUCGGCGCCACAAAAGAGACGUCGUCUUGUUCGUGCCGAUAACGCUGAACUCGCUAAUCAGGCGUCCCUGGUUGGUCUGGCGCCUGGGUCUUUGCAGCCAGGCGCUUUGACUGCUGCGUUUAGCCAUAAUGAAGAUGCCGUGCCGCGUCUUAAACAGUCGUUUAAUGGUGGGGUUGAUGAUCUAGAACAGUUGGAAGAGAAGAUCAGGGAGAACAAGAAGAAGAGCAAGAAGGUCCAUGUGGCUGAUAGUGAUGAUGAUCUCGAGGAGGAAGACUUCAGCGAUGAUAUGUCGCAGGAAGACGAUGAGAAUGCGUUUAAUUCUGGCCUUACAUCUAUAGACGGCCAGAUCUUGGAGUUUCUUAAUAACGCUCCUCAGGAAGAUAUCAUCGAGAUCUGUAAUAUUCAGCCCAAGAUCGCCGAGCUCUUGAUCUCCAAGAGACCUUAUAAUUCGAUCUACCAGAUUUCUGAGGAUAGAUUUGAUGAAGCUACUCCUGAGCCUGAAACCCAGGUGAAAAGACGUGGUGGUCAAAGGAAAGCUACUGGUCUCAAGAUCGUCGAAAGCACAGAGUUCAGUCUUAAGGGUUACAAGGCCGUGGACUCGUUAAUCAAGAAAUGCUCCGACUACGGUAGCUUAAUCUCUCGCCAAAUGGAUAGAUGGGGAGUCAAGGUUACCGGUGAAGGUGAACUUAGCAUGGUAGAGAUUGCUGGUGGUGAAGAAAAGGAUGAAGAAGACGAUGAUGUUGGUGCCAAGGGGCGUAGUAUGCCAUACAUCAAGCACAAGCCUACACUUCUUGCUGAAGACGUCGAGCUCAAGACUUACCAGCAGGUCGGUAUCAACUGGCUCAACUUGCUUUACCAGAACAAGCUUUCGUGUAUUCUUGCUGAUGAGAUGGGUUUGGGUAAGACAUGUCAAGUUAUUUCUUUCAUGGCUCACUUGAAAGCCACUUCCGAUAAUGGCAGCGCACAUCUUGUGGUUGUUCCAUCUUCGACAUUGGAGAACUGGCUCCGUGAGUUCCAGAAGUUUUGUCCAUCGUUAGUUGUUCAAGCUUAUUACGGUUCGCAAGCAGAGCGUGAAGAUUUAAGGUACGAGCUCGCCGAGUCUGAAUACGAUGUUUUGGUGACAACAUACAACCUUGCAACUGGAUCUCCUCCAGAUUUCAAGUUCUUGAAGAACCACAGAUUCGACAUGAUUGUGUACGAUGAAGGCCACAUGUUGAAGAACUCAAGCAGUGAAAGGUACAAUAAGCUUAUGAGGCUUAAGGCAAACUAUAGACUACUUCUCACUGGUACUCCAUUGCAGAACAAUUUGAAGGAGCUUGUUUCUCUUUUGGCUUUCAUGCUUCCAAACUUGUUUGUUGAAAAGAGAGAAGAUCUUCAGGGUCUUUUUAAUAAGAAAGCCAGUGUGGAUACUACCUCGGAUGAUUACAACCCUCUCAUGUCUCAGCAGGCAAUUAAUAAAGCAAAGACAAUGAUGACGCCGUUCGUUUUGAGAAGAAAGAAGGCUCAGGUUCUCAAGUAUCUUCCUGGAAAGAGCCACGAGGUGAUCAAGUGUCCAUUGACGACCGCCCAGAAAAACAUUUACGAUGGUUUCAUUCGCCAGGGUAAAGAAGCAAAGGCAGAGAGAGAAAGAAGAAAGAAGCUUAAUGGUAAAGACGCAAACGCAGCUCGUAUGAGCCCCACAGCUUCUACUUCAAACGUCAUGAUGUCGUUGAGAAAGGCCUCCAUGCAUCCAUUGCUUUUCAGAACCCAGUACAAGGACGAUAUGUUGGAAGAGAUGGCAACGAAGAUCAUGAAGGAGCCAGAGUACGUUUCUGCCAACAGAACCUACAUUGUGGAAGAUAUGCUGGUGAUGAGCGACUACGAGCUCAAUGCCCUUUGUGAGAAGUUCCCCACAACGCUUGGCUCGUACGUUCUUGACGAAGCCAAAUGGUUUGAGAGUGGAAAGGUUACACAGCUUUUAAAGAUCCUCGAGCAGGUCAUUGAGAAGAAAGAGAAGGUGCUCGUGUUCUCGUUAUUCACGCAAAUGCUCGAUAUUCUCGAGAGAAUCUUGAGUUUCAAAAACAUCACCUUCGUCAGACUAGACGGUCAGACCAGUGUGGAAACCAGACAAGACAUUAUCGACAGGUUCUACGAAGACGAUACCAUUCCUGUCUUCCUUCUUUCUACAAAAGCAGGUGGUUUUGGUAUCAAUCUUGUUGCCGCCAACAACGUCGUCAUCUUCGACCAAUCGUUCAACCCCCAUGAUGACAAACAGGCAGAAGACAGAGCUCACCGUGUCGGUCAGACCAGUGAAGUGCUCGUGACCAAGCUCAUCUCAGAACACACUAUAGACGAGAAUAUCUUGAUGCUUGCAGAAAACAAACUCCAGCUUGACCAGUCGAUCAGCAGCGAAGGCAACGAAACCAAGAUUGAAGAAAAAGCCGCCAGUAUGUUUGAAAAGAUCCUUUUUGGCGAAUGA